Gallus gallus (chicken) is the source of this 1673-nucleotide messenger RNA. It is a transcript of the gene LRRC71, whose product is annotated as leucine rich repeat containing 71. The transcript has 14 exons. The coding region runs from base 244 to 1581 and encodes 445 amino acids. The record is from RefSeq and is a predicted model, not a curated record. NCBI's taxonomy places the organism in Eukaryota, Metazoa, Chordata, Aves, Galliformes, Phasianidae. Gene Ontology annotation, molecular function: protein binding.
GAUGGGGUUGUGCUCGGAUGGUGCAGUGUGUCCGCUUUCGGACCCUCAGCUUCUGUGGGACCUCCGUAGGAGCCGCCCCCCACCCAUUCACUCCUCCCUCCUUGAAAUCCCUCCCCAUUGAGUACCUCCGUAGCAUCCGCUGGCACAGGGGGUAGCUGUGACACCUCCCCUCUUGCUGCCGCCAUACGGUGGUGGAAAGAGUGUACUGCCUGGUGGUAAUAGACUGUACUUGUGACUGCAGAGAUGGAGAAGGAACUGAGAGCUGAGCAAGCUGCUGAGCAGUACCAGUGCUGUGGGCUCCUGCAGCAGGACCUGACAGAGCUCUGUGCCCGGGCUGGCAUCAUCUCCAUCCCCAGGGUCACUGUGCGGCCUUUCCCUGCAGCAGCUGAGGGUGCGGAGCCCCACAGGCUGGGAGAGCACUGCAUCCAGGUGGAGCUGCAGAACGACGACCCCCGGAGUGUCUGCGGGGUCUUCCUGCGAGGCUGGAAAGUGGAAGAGGAGAUGCUGGGUGUUCUCAGCAAGUGCCUGCCAGCCCUGGGCAACCUGAAAACCUUGAACCUCUGGAGCACCGGGCUGACCGACUGCAUGCUUCCUGCACUGGGCACAAUGGUGGCAAGCUGCUCCCAGCUCUGGUCGCUCACCCUGGAGGGGAACCCUUUGCCUGAGAACUCUUUCCAUGUGCUGAUGGGGGCCAGCAGCACGCUGUCCCACCUGUCUCUGCGCAACAACUGCAUUGAUGACACGGCUGCACAGCUGCUGGGUCAGGGUCUCUCCACCAUGAGCUCCUCUAAUCACAGCCUGCUCUCAUUGGUCCUCAGCUUCAACUGCAUCUCAGAUGUGGGCGCGGGGCACAUCGCUGAGGGGCUGCGCUGGAACCGCUCACUGCUCUCCCUGUCCCUGGCCCAUAACCGCAUUGGGGACAUUGGGGCCCAGAAGCUGGCAGAGGUGCUGCAGCCCUUCAAGCUGAGGCACGAGGAGGUGGUGGAGCGGAGGAGGCUGCUGAUGGAGGCUCAGGGGCAGCCCCGUGCAGCUGCACCCAGCGGUGGAUAUGCCCCGAGCCUGCGGGGCAGUGAUGCUGCAGUCAGGCUGUCUCCAGCCAAGCAGAGCAAGAGCACAACCAAAAAGAAGGAGCGGCUGCGGAAGGAGGAUGUCAAGCAGAGCAAGAAGCUGACGGCCCCCUCAGAUCCCCGACCCGGCCGCAGCCGUGGUACAAAGGGUGUCAGCGAGGAGAAGCAGAGCACUCAAGCACUGCAUCCGGCCGAGCCCACCCACCCACUGCUGGAGCCAGGCCUGCACCGCGAUGGCCAUGUCAUCCUGCCUGGGAACCGGGUGCUGCUCAACCUCAACCUGGCCCACAACCGCAUCACGGAGCGGGGCCUGGGCGCGUUGCUGGCCGCGGUGGAGGGGCAGCAGCAGCAGGAGGGAGCCGGGGGGCAGCAGGGGCUGCGCCGCCUCUCGCUGCAUAGGAACAGUUUCCCCACUGCCUGUGCGGCCUUCACUCGGCUCCAGGAGCUGCUGCAGCAGCGGGACCCCCUCCCCCAGCCUGCGGAGGAUGAGGAGGAGCACAGCCUGGAGCCCUGACUGCCACGUGUGCCUGCGUUUGAGGACUAGCGCCUUUCUGGGGCUUUUCUUUAAAAAAUUAAAGUUAUUAUUUUACGGCCACAUGCCAGGAA